Molecule: messenger RNA, 840 nt
Organism: Candidozyma auris
Lineage: Eukaryota; Fungi; Ascomycota; Pichiomycetes; Serinales; Metschnikowiaceae
Exons: 1
Coding region: 1-840 (279 amino acids)
Source: RefSeq, a predicted model, not a curated record
AUGAGCAGAAUCCUACCCUUAGGUUCGGCGUUGUAUAAGGGUGUUUCUGGGUCGGGCCAACCGGCAAAACCGCUAAAAUUCAUUUUCCUGCUACUUUUCCUUGCAUUGCUGCUUGCAGAGUUGCAGACCUUGCUUAGGAAGCUGAGGGUUCGUUUGCCAUUCGAUGAGCUGCCUUUCACCUUCUACUUGAAGAGCGUGUAUCUGUGUUUUGCGUUCUUUGCCUGGCGAAUGGGCAAUUUCUACAGCUUGAAGAGAAUAUUCACAAUUGGGAUCGCGAUCUACGUGCUACUGUUUGUGGUUGGGGUGCUUCUGGCUCAGCAUAGCUACUUUGUAGCCAGCUCCACUCUCAUCACCCAGGCUUUGGGUGCCCAUAUGGCUUUGAUCAGCAUGUUUCGGUUUAUCAUAUGGAACAGGCCCUCGUGGGGCCUUUUCGCUCAGACCAUGGCAUUUGUAUGCUUCGAUGUCAGUGACUUUUUUGCCCUGACCACAGAAUGGAUUAUCGUCGAAGGUGCCAUUUUACCAGUGUACGUGGUCGUGUGUUGCUUGGACUCUGUCUUCUUUCUCUCUGGAGUAAAACCUUCCAGGACUAUCAGCCAUAGGAGGUGGGAGAACCACGUCAUCGGCAUUACCGGGCUCUGUGCUGCUCGUGUCAUCCCGUACGAGUUUCCCGCCUACUUUAAACGUGGCCUGCUUGCCUACGACAUCAUCAUCAGUCUAAAUGUGCUCUUCUUUUUCGUAAGCAUUUGGGACUCUAGGAGAAGGUCUUACCUAGUGGACGGGGAGACGACGGGUCCGUAUCCUCAAAAACCUGUUGUUAUAAGACGAAGAUGGACGUCGUAG